AUUAAACACUUUCCCUUUUAUGUUCUCUCUUGAAUUCAAAUCUGCAGCUUCAACUAAGAAAUUGAGCUUCAACACAUUCAAAGCAAAGUGAUGGAACUCGAAAUAGUGAGUAAAGAAACCAUCAAGCCCUUAUCUUCAACCCCACCGGACCUCACAACUCUCACCCUUUCCUGGUUUGAUCAACAUACCCCUAACGUUUAUACACCCCUUCUUUAUUUCUACACCAACAACAACGCCGUUGUCAGCUCCUCCGGCUGCCGCGGCCGGCUGCUGAAGGACAGCCUCUCAAAGGCCUUGACUUUCUACUACCCUUUUGCCGGCCGCCUUCGAGACGGAGGAAACUUCAUCGACUGCAACGACAUGGGGGCCACGUUCCUAGAGGCAAAGCUCCGGUGUCCAAUGUCAGAAGUUAUGAACACCUUCGAUUUGCAUCAUGACGAGAUUUUGAAAUUGCUCUGCUUUGAGGACAUAAAGGGUAAUGUCCAAACAUUCGAUCCUCUGUUGUCCGUUCAGUUGACCCAAUUUGAAUGCGGAGGUGAAAUAAUGUAUGUGUCUUUGGCUCAUAAAGUUGCGGAUUUGGCGACAUUUGCCAACUUCAUGAACGAUUGGGCUUCUAUCGCUCGCAGCUCCGGCGGCAGCGAUCCCCCGGUGGUGUGUCCUCUGUUUCAUGCAGCGAGUUUGUUCAGGCCGGAAUUGAACGGCGGGGGAGACCCAUCAGAGGGGGAAGGUUCAGGAAGUAAGAAACGGGAAGAAAAUGUUCGUUCGAGAAGAAUGGUGUUUGAGGGUUCAAAGAUUAAUGCUCUUAAAGCCAUGGUUUCUAAGAAAGUAGAGAAUCCAACCCGCGUUCAGGUUCUCACAGCUUUUAUCUACAAAGCUAUGGUUUCUACAAAAAAUGCACUCUCAGGGGGUUUUUCAAGAGAACCGACAAGUAUACUGCAGUUCAUCAACUUACGGAGCAGAGUGGAGCCGCCAUUGCCGGGGACAUUGACAGGCAACAUAGUAUCAUUCUUCAGAGCAUCAUCAACGUCGGCUGAGCAGCAGAGGGAGAUGGAGCUAUGGAGCGUUGUGGGUGACAUGAAGAGAAACUUCGAAGAGUUUUGCAGGAAGUUGCCGAGGAACUACAGAGAUGAAGAAGGGAGUUCGGGUCUAAAAUCAUGGAUCAAAGAAUCAUUUGAGACAUGGAUGAUAGAUAAUGAUGGUAGGAAGUAUGGAUGUAGCAGCUGGUGCAGAUUUCCACUUUACGAGGCGGAUUUUGGAUGGGGGACGCCAAUAUGGAUCGCUGUGCCUGCUUUUCUGUCCAAGAAUACGAUUGGGUUGAUGGAUGCCAAGGAUGGCGAGGGGAUUGAAGCGAUAGUGUGCUUGGACAAGGACGAAAUGGCUGUGUUCGAGACAAAUGAAGAGCUUCUCUCAUUUUGUCACCUCAAAACCUAGAAACUUUACUUUUUUGAACCACAUCAGUCCAUGGUUUGAUCUCCCCCAUCCUAAUGGUUAUUAACUUUUCUAUUCAUAACAAUUUUAUUAAUAUUCUAAUUUUGAUA
This is a messenger RNA of Cucurbita pepo subsp. pepo (vegetable marrow), 1538 nucleotides long. Its product is annotated as 17,18-epoxy-17-hydroxycur-19-ene N-malonyltransferase. NCBI's taxonomy places the organism in Eukaryota, Viridiplantae, Streptophyta, Magnoliopsida, Cucurbitales, Cucurbitaceae. The record is from RefSeq and is a predicted model, not a curated record.